AUGGAUAAUACUACGACAGUUAAGAACCCAGAACGCGAAGAACUAAUCCGACUCAAAAGACUCAUCCGCAGUUCGAGUGUGGCACCCCACGAUGAAGUUCACCAAUUCUACGGCCACCGCGUUCUUAAGCACGAUACCGCCAGUGGCGACCAUCUCGCAAUCAAGUUUGAGGAGCUUCUAAGCCCUGCAGGAGAUAAUGAUGGCCUCCAGACAGAGGCCGACAUGAUGCACUACGCCGCCACUCACGGUGUGCUUGCACCGAAAGUGCGCGCCGUCUACAACAUACAUACAACAUCGUCCACCAGGCCUGCUGCGAGCGCAAUGGUCAGCGAAAGGCUGCCGGGGCAACGCCUAUCAGAGGUGUGGGCCGAGCUCAGUGGCGAGGAGAGAAAGAGCAUCAUAGCGCAGCUCCGCGAGCAGAUCAGCAACAUGCGCUCGUGCACACAGUCUUACAUCGGGCGGCUGAACAACAGAUCCACGUGUAACGUCUACGAGCCUGUAUCGAUCGUUGGAGAAGUCUGUGGGCCUUUCAUAGACGAGGAACACUUUGACAGGUGGUGUCUGGACCGUGUGCCAGAUGGCGUAUUUGGACUCACCAAAAGAAAAUGGGCCCGCUGGCUUGAGAAAGACCGGCAGCGGCCUCACCGAAAACUCGUGCUCACUCAUGGAGACCUGUCGCCCAGAAACAUCAUCGUGGAUGGCGGUGUCGUCACGGGCAUAGUUGACUGGGAGAGGAGCGGCUUUUGGCCUGAGUAUGCCGAGUACGCCUUUGCCAUGGAACUCUUUCCAAAGGUGCACAGAAGCCAGGAAGAGUGUGGCAAAGUGAGGAGGCUCGAGGAUAUACCCAAGGGAGACAGCUACCAGAACCUCGAGGCUCUCUUCUUGGGGGCUCUCAGCGCUGCCCUGCCCGUUGACGGCAAUAAGUCGGGUCGAGGUAUCGCGCCAUUCAAAGACGCCCUUCCUAUGCCGCGUCUGAUAAAGUGGUUUCCGGCUGUCCUCUUCGCCCCACAUAGUUUCAUAGAACUCUUUCACCCCCGUCAAACCCCUCGAUGUUUCCUUCUUUAG
Molecule: messenger RNA, 1065 nt
Organism: Diaporthe batatas
Lineage: Eukaryota; Fungi; Ascomycota; Sordariomycetes; Diaporthales; Diaporthaceae
Exons: 3
Coding region: 1-1065 (354 amino acids)
Source: RefSeq, a predicted model, not a curated record